This is a messenger RNA of Pelobates cultripes (western spadefoot toad), 500 nucleotides long. The record is from the annotation of a GenBank genome assembly. Lineage: Eukaryota; Metazoa; Chordata; Amphibia; Anura; Pelobatidae.
CCACAGGUGACGAAUUUGUCAACCUAGAUGGCUCAAUUCAAUUAAUCAUGGAAAAACAAAAAAGUGAGAUUUUCAAAAUUUGUUCGGACCAUUUCACAUCAGAUAUGAUAGUGAAGUCUGAAAGGAGAACACGAUUGGUUUUAAUGGCAAAACCAACUAUUUUUGUAAAAGCUAAAGUUUUACAAACUUUACACGAUAUGACUUUAAGGAGAGCAGAAAACAGUAGUGAUAUAGAAAUGUUAGACCUCAGUGCUCCGUCAGCGGACCGCAGUGCUUCAACAGAGGGACACAGUGCUCCGUCAGAGGACCUCGGUGCUCCGUCAGAAGACCUCGGUGCUCCGUCAGAAGACCUCGGUGCUCCGUCAGAGACCUCGGUGCUCCGUCAGAGGACCUCGGUGCUCCGUCAGAGGACCUCGGAGCUCCGUCAGAGGACCUCGGAGCUCCGUCAGAGGACCUCGGAGCUCAGUCUGAGACAUCUAUUUACGAUCACGAGUAUAUAG